AUGGUAAGCAAGCCGCCCAUGGACCCCUUCAACACCAGAGGAGUUACGAUGAUUAUCAUCAUCAUCAGCCUAGAAGUGCCCGCUGCUGAGCAAAAGCCUCUUCUCAUACGGAGAAGAAAGAUCGUGUUCAAUCCUGGAGCUGGACUGCUGCCUUUAACAGGAAGGAAAGCGCACGACAAGUGCGUCAACUAUGUGGAUCAACUGGAUUAUUCUUGCAAGACCAGAGGGAAUUUCUCCAGACAACUGGAUCAUGAUUUUAACUGUUACCGACUUCGUUUCACGGCUGGAUCCCAGCGGCCACCUCACGAAGAAUCAUACUUAGCUUUAUUAGGAUAUGGAGGAGACAAAAAUACGGCUGAAUGGAGAUGUGCCGGUACCAUUAUAAGCGAAAACUUCAUUCUUACUGCAGCGCACUGUCUCACUGUCAAACCGCUUGGUCCUGUGAAAUAUGUAGCUGUUGGGAUAACCAAUCGUUUGGAUACUUCUGAAUGGCAGACUUAUGAUGUCCAAAAAGUCUUCUCUCAUCCGGACUACGAUACAAAUUUUAAAUAUCAUGAUAUCGCUCUGAUUAAGACCGAAUCGAUAAAAUUCAACCAGCACGUGCUUCCAGCCUGUCUACAUUCAGAUCCGGAGACACUCGAUACAAGUGAAGCAGGGAUCUUGGUCUGGAACUCGACUGAUGAAGUACUUGAUCAGGGAAAGUUGCAAGUGUUCCCUCUUGAUGAGUUCGAUGAAGUCCAAUGUUCCUUCUUCUAUCCUCCACAUCCUGAGCUGCCUUCCGGGUUUGAUGCCAGCUCACAGAUCUGCUAUGGAGAUGUAAGGACACCUCAAGAUUCUUGCCAGAAACUACAAUACAUAUAA
Molecule: messenger RNA, 861 nt
Organism: Spodoptera exigua (beet armyworm)
Lineage: Eukaryota; Metazoa; Arthropoda; Insecta; Lepidoptera; Noctuidae
Source: the annotation of a GenBank genome assembly